This is a messenger RNA of Aspergillus viridinutans, 876 nucleotides long. RefSeq names its product YccV family DNA-binding protein. The record is from RefSeq and is a predicted model, not a curated record. The transcript is spliced from 2 exons. NCBI's taxonomy places the organism in Eukaryota, Fungi, Ascomycota, Eurotiomycetes, Eurotiales, Aspergillaceae. Gene Ontology annotation, molecular function: DNA binding. Bases 1 to 876 code for a protein of 291 amino acids.
AUGCCACCCACCGGUCAGGACAUUGAUGGCAACGCAAUCCCGGCCGCGACGCGGAUUGAGCCGAUUUUUAUGGAUCCAUUUCGCUCAGCAGAAGAGACACCUGUCGAGAACCUGCAAAAUCAGUUGAAUUUUCUGGGGGCUUCAGCAGCCGAGCAAUCGGCUUUCCUUCGUGCGUCUGGAGUUGCUGACACUGUGUUGCGAUGUGGCAAAAACAUCAUGAACUCCGUUCAACGUCUUUCCCAGACUUCUAGAGCACAUCUGGCUCCGGUCGAUGCGGUUAGUGCAAGAUAUGCCGCCCUUUGGUCGUCACUGUUAUUUUCAACCUCUCUCCGGCCGGCGGAACUUAGGCACUAUUUACCUUGGUUCUUGGAACUCUUCGCUACGGACUUUCCUUCGGAUGUUCAUUUGAUUGAGCAGUAUCUUGUACCGCUUUUUCAAGGCACGCCCCAGCAAGAGGACGUACUUGAGAGCCUUCGUGUCGUGCGAGCUGUGGAUGAGAUACCCAAGCAGGUCAAACGGCGGACACCUGAGUGCAAAGCGGUAAGGUAUAGGAUCGGCCAGGUCUUCCGCCAUCGACGGUACAGUUACUUAGCUGUCAUAACUGGUUGGGAUACUGAGUGCGAUGCGAGCGAACAGUGGAUGAGAAGGAUGGGAAUCGAUCAUUUGGAAGCCGGCAGGCACCAAAGUUUCUACCACGCAUUAGCUGAGGACAAGUCGGUUCGCUACGUUGCGGAAGAGAAUGUCGAAAUUAUCACUCCCGACCUAUUUGAGCUACCGCGAAUGCUUGUGGAAACAGCAGGAAAGCAAUUCAAGCGGUGGGAUGGCUGUUCUCGUACAUUUGUCAGCAAUAUUCGAGAUGAGUAUCCUGAUGACUGA